Molecule: messenger RNA, 4648 nt
Organism: Porites evermanni
Lineage: Eukaryota; Metazoa; Cnidaria; Anthozoa; Scleractinia; Poritidae
Source: the annotation of a GenBank genome assembly
AGCUAUGGGAAGAACCAGUCAAGAGAGAUAAAUGACGAACCAAGUUCCGCAAUGGCAACUAUUGAUCAUUCUGUUAGGCGUAUCAUUAUUGUGUCUUGUAAGUGAUGAUGUUUCGCCAAGGCCAGUUUUAACAUUAUAGUAAUAUUUGAAUUUUUCGUCUCUGGACCUUCAAAUUAUAAAAUAUAUGUGUUGCGGUUCAAUUUUAUCCUUGAUCUAAAUUUUAUUCUCCUUUGUUUUGGGAUAUGGUAAUGUAUGAUAAUAAGCUUGAAAUAAAGGGAAAUAAAAUUUAGACCAAGGAUAAAAUUGAACCACAACAUAAUCACGUAUUUUUAUUUUGGCAUCAGGGACAACUAUGAAUUUGGAUAAAUCGAAAUUGACAUCGAUUGAUCAAUUCACAGGGUCCAGAGGAGAUGUGUUUGUCGUUAGAACAUCAAAACCUGUCGAAAACCUCUGAAAAAAUGGGUUAUUUUGAUCGCGUUACAGUUUCGUUACACAUUCUAUAGACCGCAAACCAACAGACUGAGGGCUCGCAAGAUCGGCUUAGGCACUUCGUGCCUCGGUAGCCCUUCGGUCACCCUUCGGACGACGUGCCGUGCGCCAGCGAGGAUAUGGCUUGCGGUUAUUGAUUUUCAAAAGUCCAUCUGGGUCAGAUAAGAAGCGAAGAAAUCGUUUACAGUAGAUUUAUAAAGAUCCCAUUGGGCUAAUUAAUCGUGCUAAGCGACAGGCAUAGACAUUUUUCAAGGUCAGACUUUAAAUAAGUAAUUCAUUUAUUCACACGAAACUCCUCUGGACCCUGUGAUCAAUUACGCGAUUAUUGUUCGUUCUGAACAAGAGCAAGUAAAUUAUGACAUGACAAUUAUCGCAUUAAAUGUAAUUAUGUGUAGGGGGUCCAGUGAAAUUUAUUAGAAAGCAACCCUCGACCUAGACUACGAGUNCUUCUUGUCAAAGUUUCCUUUUCAGAAUCAUUUCGAAGUAAAGUAGCCAGACGGCACCUGGAUAAACCUUGCUCGGUGUCAUUCCCACAAAUAUAAUCGUUCUCCAUUAGUUUUUCCAUCCCCAGUUCCUGUCUCGGUAUUUCCUGCUGCACAGAAGUGAAGCCGUAGAGCUGGCCCUGGAAAAAGAAAUUAGAGAUCAUCAAUCAUUAAACUGAAAAAGUGAUGACGGUUACCUUAAGCCACCUAUGGAAGAGGUUAACCGGGUUCGUUGCCCAAGUUCUCCACCAAAAUAUGCUGGGGUUGUUCGAGCAACUCGUUUGCUAAGCGAGAAGGCACCAAUAGUCUUCUUUUACAACUUUGUCUUCGCUUCUUUAUUCUUCUUUAACUCCUGCCACCCUCUACUUACCCUACCACUAGCAAGCCGAAUAUUAGAGACUCAAGCCAAACUACUCUGCUAAUCUUUAGUUUAAGUAAAGGUGAUGCAAGUAUAUAAUUUAAAAACGUUUGAAUCCUGAAAAUGGGCGGAAGCUUUAAUACAUAUGCAUGUAUUGUGGUUUGGGAAUAUUUUGAAUGAAAACAAUCAUCUGCGUAAUAAUGUAUAGUUCCUUUUCUACACCUGAGUCACAAAAAAGAAUGCCGGAAUCGGAUAAGUUGCCUGUUGACUAAACUAAAUCGCUUUCCGGUGAUUAAGGGAUAAACCCUGGGCCCGAGAUUGCUUUGGUCUAACAUGCAUGUGCCAACCUUUCUGACAGCAGUGCGAGGCAAGAAAAAGGGCUCGUCUGGUCGAGGGUAGACUACGAGUAGUCCCCCAUUUUUCCUCAGGGAUAGUAGAGCUAGCAAAACGCGAGCGCGCGUGAAAAUCAACCCACGCGAGAAAAGGCGACACGAGGCGUGUCGCCUUUUCUCGCGUGGGUUGAUUUUCACGCGCGCUCGCGUUUUGCUAGCUCUACUAUCCCUGAGGAAAAAUGGGGGACUACUCGUAGUCUACCCUCGACCAGACGAGCCCUUUUUCUUGCCUCGCACUGCUGUCAGAAAGGUUGGCACAUGCAUGUUAGACCAAAGCAAUCUCGGGCCCAGGGUUUAUCCCUUAAUCACCGGAAAGCGAUUUAGUUUAGUCAACAGGCAACUUAUCCGAUUCCGGCAUUCUUUUUUGUGACUCAGGUGUAGAAAAGGAACUAUACAUUAUUACGCAGAUGAUUGUUUUCAUUCAAAAUAUUCCCAAACCACAAUACAUGCAUAUGUAUUAAAGCUUCCGCCCAUUUUCAGGAUUCAAACGUUUUUAAAUUAUAUACUUGCAUCACCUUUACUUAAACUAAAGAUUAGCAGAGUAGUUUGGCUUGAGUCUCUAAUAUUCGGCUUGCUAGUGGUAGGGUAAGUAGAGGGUGGCAGGAGUUAAAGAAGAAUAAAGAAGCGAAGACAAAGUUGUAAAAGAAGACUAUUGGUGCCUUCUCGCUUAGCAAACGAGUUGCUCGAACAACCCCAGCAUAUUUUGGUGGAGAACUUGGGCAACGAACCCGGUUAACCUCUUCCAUAGGUGGCUUAAGGUAACCGUCAUCACUUUUUCAGUUUAAUGAUUGAUGAUCUCUAAUUUCUUUUUCCAGGGCCAGCUCUACGGCUUCACUUCUGUGCAGCAGGAAAUACCGAGACAGGAACUGGGGAUGGAAAAACUAAUGGAGAACGAUUAUAUUUGUGGGAAUGACACCGAGCAAGGUUUAUCCAGGUGCCGUCUGGCUACUUUACUUCGAAAUGAUUCUGAAAAGGAAACUUUGACAAGAAGGAAAAAGAAGAUUUCCAAAAAACUGAAAAAAAGAAAAAAAGUACCUGAACAGGACAAACCUUCAGCCAAUGAAAGUGGAACAAGAAACGCUGUGAAAAACAUGAUCGAAAUACCGAGUAAAGAAUUAUUUGCAUGGGAUCCUCAUGCUGAUACGCAAGUGUAUUUGUUUGAUAGCAAAGAACACACCGAUCCUAAUAUAUCAGGCCUUAAAAAGGCAAAUUCCAUUCGAGAUGCCAAAAGAAAGACUGCCACUUACGUUCAUCAUCGCAACAAUGCUAUCAAAAGGAGAACAAAGGCCUCCUUCAAAGUGACACCUCGUGAUGCAUCGUCACCGGAAUCAAGACCUGACCCAACACAAGAAAAUGACGUAAUGUAUCACUGGACAAAAGAGCAGUUGCUUCCUCUCGUUUAUGUAACUUUUGCAAUGGGAAUUAUUUUGGGGUGUACCCUAAGGCCUCAUAUUUUAUCUCUCGUGUACUCCAUUGGUAAUUAUUUCAUCCUGCAAAGAAGAAAAAAACUCAGGCGCCACAGAGUGAGCAUAAAAUUUGAGGUCAACUCGAGUAAGUAGCAGCUCAGUUGUGAGGUAAUCAAGUAACAACUGGUUAUAUGAGAAGUGCUUCAAGGGAAGUUUAAAAUAAUUAUAUUAUUAUUACACAAACAGAAAUUCUGAUAAACAAUGAUUUGGUCAAACAGAAAAAAGUAGAUAAGAGCGUAAAAAGUCGACGUUUCGGCGUCAUCUUAACGCCAUUAUCAGGACUAACCGUAAACAACAUUAUGCGAAGAAUGUAGCUUCGAGUCUCGAAUAAUUAGCAUAAUGACGAAAAGAAAUUGUUAUUGCUAUUUUAUCGCUAAUUUUAUUUAUUAAUUUCUGUUACGGCACACCUGUAAAGUAGCUGGUGCAGGUUUUUCGACUUUAAAAACGGUGCUGGGUGUUGUACCAUGCACCCACGUUCAAGUGAAUAAUGACUUCCGAUUGGAUAAAAUUACCCGGGAGUUACGUCACUUGCUGCAACACAGGUACCGUAAACCAUAUAGUUAGGUCCCCUUUACUCGUAUUCAGAUAGUUUUUAAUCCGCAACUUUUUCUUUCCGGUUACGGUUUCUGUCAACACGUAUUCGGCGAAUCCAGCACACGAAUACGCAAUUUUUUGAAUCCCCUCUCCAGAGUGGAAAUUUUUGAAUACGCUAUGAAUCCGGAAUUGUGUGGACGCCAAUUAAUCCGGUGACGUAAUAAGAUCGAGCCCAGUUCUUUACCGUGAAUACUGUAUUCAAGAUGGUAACUUCGUUCCCAGUUUCUUUCAAGGCAGAGGCAAGAUGCACAUUUCGCGCGCAAAACGACGCAUGCUGUGUGGCCAAUAUUCCCAGAGAAGUCCUGGGUACAACAGUGAAUCCGGAUACGUGUCGGAUACGUGUGGAGGGGCAAAUUCGAUUUGAAUCCGGAUACGUGUGAAAGUCGAAACUUUUUAAUCCAGUGAGAAAAAGUUGCGGAUUGAAAAAUACCCGCAUACGUGUGGACGGGGCCCUAGAGUCCGUUUCAACGUUAUAUAAAGUAUUGAAUUGUAUCGUAUUGUAUUUUUAUCAUUAAAUACUAAUGAGCCAUUUUGACUCGUCCUGAUAUCGACGCUUAACUUUUCAAUCUUUCAGAUCUCAACCUGGCUGAUCUACCUUUUCAUUUUGAAGAAUUCUUAAUAAAGAAAUUGGAUGUACGCUGCCCGGGUCAACGGUUCUAUGGCUGGCAAAAAGUAGGCGAAGCGUUUCACAUAGACAAAGACGAUCUUCGAUACUUAAAGAUCGAAUACAAAAGGGACAAUGGAAGCCCCACCAGUAAGCUGUUCGAAAUGCUUGGAAAAACGCAGAAUAGAAAUGUAUCAGACCUCGUGGAAGUUUUACGGAGUCCUGAAAUAGCACGUCCUGACAUUGUCUCUGAUAUCAAACUU